CAGGACCUUUGAGACAGGGAAACAGCAUGUGUACACAAAGGGAGAGAGAAGAGGAGGAGGAGCUACAGGGCUGGGAUUUUUAAGAAGGAGGAGAAGAGGAGUCACAAUGAACCUGAAAUUCUCCUAUUCUGGACUCCCAGGGUGGGCUUACAAGAGAGAGAUAGACAGGAAAACAAGCACAAUGGAUGUGGAGUGAUGCAAGGGCUCUGAUUGGACAAAUGUAAGAGACUACAGAGCGCUGAGCGUUUCAGAGAGAAGAAAAUGACAUUUAGUUGUAACAGCAAGACUGUUCUGGGGUUGUAAGCUGGAAGGGAGGCUGACAGGGGGAAUGUGGGGAUUAGUAAUGGAAGGACAAAUACACAGAAUUACAGAUGAACCACCUGUCAUUUUAAAGAUGAGGUGAGCACAUACGCACAUCAACACAAAUAGACACAGAAACCUCGAGCACUCAGACUUCAGGACAGGAGGUGGAUAGAUCGGAUCCGGCUCCCUGCAGAGCACAUGAUCUUUGAAGAUGCUGUAAAACGUCUGCCUUCACGAUCACCUAGACCUGGAAUCUAGAGAGAGACCAACCUCUUUGCGACAACCUCUGGAUAUUGUAGAUUAUAUUCUUCAUCUUCUGCAGGACCCCCAAACUCCUUGAUGGGCUUGGGAUCAGGUGGAUCACCUGUGCCAUGAGGUGUCUGUUUAUGAGCCUGUGUUGAAGCGACCCACCCCGGAGGCUCUGUCAGCCUAUGCCUUCUUCUCCCCUCAACUUGAUGUCUUGAUGUAUUGCUGUGGGCUGGGACACUGGCGGAGAGUGCAGUCCACCUAUGGAGAGCGUCAGGACUCGGACGUUGUUGAGGAAAGAAAUGCUCAGGUGCAGCUGGAGAAGGCCAAGUACAAGCCUGUGGCAUUUGCUGUACGUUGCAACUUCUCUUACACACCAGCUGACGACGACAACGUCCCUGUACCAGGUCAGGCCGUCACCUUCGAGGCCAGAGACUUCCUGCACGUCAAAGAGAAAUUUAACAACGAGUGGUGGAUCGGACGGCCGGUAAAGGAGGAUGGUGUGGUGGGGUUCGUCCCUAGUCCAGUUAACCUGGAAACCAUUCUCAUCAGAAGGGAAGUUCAAGCAAGGAAAGCUGCCAAGGCCUUAGCCAACAAAGCAGCUUCACAGGCGGCUCAAGAUAUGAACUCAAAGAAAUAUACUCCUCCAUCACAAGCCAAUCAGCAAGUGAAAAAGAAACCGGGAGAGCAGGUGGUCAUGUAUGAUGUAGUGCCUACAAUGCGUCCUGUGGUUCUAAUGGGACCAUCGCUGAAGGGCUUAGACGUCACAGAUAUGAUGCAAAAAGCAUUAUUUGACUUUUUAAAACAUCGAUUUGAAGGCAGAAUUACUAUAACACGAGUCACAGCUGACAUCUCUUUGGCUAAGCGGUCCAUCCUCAAUAACCCUGGUAAAAAGGCCUUAAUGGACAGGUCCAACACCCGUUCUAAUUUAGAUGCUGCCGCCCAGAUCCAGGGGGAGGUGGAGCGUAUCUUUGAGCUGGCCCGCAGUAUGCAGCUGGUGGUUUUAGAUGCAGACACGGUCAACCACCCCCUGCAGGUGUCCAAAACUUCCCUGGCUCCAAUUCUUGUCUAUGUGAAGAUCUCCUCACCAAAAGUAUUAACGAGAUUGAUCAAGACCAGAGGGAAAUCUCAAACCAAACAUCUUAAUGUUCAGCUUGUAGCAGCAGACAAGCUUGCUCAAUGUCCGCCGGAAAUGUUUGAUGUCAUCUUAGAUGAAAACCAGCUAACAGAUGCGUGUGAGCACAUUGCUGAUUACCUUGAGUCCUACUGGAGAGCCACUCACCCACCUGAGAUGGAACCUACUAAUGCAAUGAUGGCACAGCUGGCUGAGAACACGCUUCCUGCAAGUCUGACAGCGACACCGGAGGAGCAGAAGAGUAAAAACUCAGCAGCUCCAAAGAGGAAGGGCUCCCGUGACAACCAUCUAGACAAGGAGCCCCCAUCAGCCCCAGCUCACGAGCAGAGACCCGAGGAAGGCCAAAGAGAGGAUGAGGAAGAGGAGCAUCUUUUGAAGACUGAACCAAAGAGACCACAGCAUACACACCACCAUCAUCGCCACCAUCACCACCACCGGAUGGAGCACCACACUCAGCACAGCCAAACAUCCGGUGGGGGAGAUAUACAAUCAAGCAGGGAUUACAGCCAGAGACUUUCACGGAGGCACUUCCCUGAAGAGAAGGAGGAUGAGGUGGAGGAUGCAGCGGAGGGGGAUGAGGAUGAGACACGCUAUAACCACCGUGGCCACAACCACCACCAUCAUAACAGCAACCACCACCACCAUCACCACCACCACCAUCAUCGUGGGAACAGCCAGCUACAUGACAAGGACGACUAUGAGCAGGAGCACAAUGAACGCAACCGGCAACAAAGACAUCACCAGCACAUUCCACCACGGACACAUCAUACAGAUCACUAUGCUGCACACAGUCAUCACAGCUACCACCAUUACCACGGCAGAGACAGGGACCGAGAUCGAGAAAGAGAAAGACACAGGGACAGAGACAGAGAUAGGGAUCGAGUUAGAGACAGAGAUGCAAGACAGUGGCACAGAGAUUCCUAUAUACACUAACAAUGACUUGUUUCCACUGUGGGUUGGCGCACAGUUUUAUGCUGCUCAUUUUAUAAUGCACUUAUGGGAGCAGAUUGUGUCUUCUUUGCAAGCAAUUUGUCUCCUCAUAUUGUUUCCAGUCCUUUUACAUCUUUCCCCUCUGUCUCACACACACACUGUCUUUUUCUUGUGCUUCACCAAAAAUGAUUUAAACAGUUAUAGGUUAAUCUUUUGUCGUCCGAUCCUCUUUGUAUGAAAAGAUAGAUUGCUUUUGUUUGGUUGCAUUGUAUUGUGUUCUAAGCUAAUUACUUCCUUUGCAAUUUUCUAUGAAUCUUUCCUCUUACAAUUUCCUACUUUCCAACAUUACAUCCUUAAAAGCCUGCCAUGUUUGUCUAUAAUCUAAUAUGUGACAUAUCACAAAUCUCCCAACUCUUUAAAAGAACCAUGAUUCUGUACAGGAAAAAAAAGUAGAUAAAUUGAAUGAAAACAAAAAAAAUAAUAAUCAGUAUCUAAAAUGCUGAGCAUUUUUCAUUCCAACUACAAAGCCAAAUGUUUGGCUUUGUAG
Melanotaenia boesemani (Boeseman's rainbowfish) is the source of this 3161-nucleotide messenger RNA. It is a transcript of the gene cacnb2b, whose product is annotated as calcium channel, voltage-dependent, beta 2b. Gene Ontology annotation, cellular component: voltage-gated calcium channel complex. NCBI's taxonomy places the organism in Eukaryota, Metazoa, Chordata, Actinopteri, Atheriniformes, Melanotaeniidae. Gene Ontology annotation, molecular function: high voltage-gated calcium channel activity; protein binding. The coding region runs from base 767 to 2617 and encodes 616 amino acids. The record is from RefSeq and is a predicted model, not a curated record. The transcript is spliced from 14 exons. Gene Ontology annotation, biological process: chemical synaptic transmission; neuromuscular junction development; calcium ion transmembrane transport.